Acanthosepion pharaonis is the source of this 924-nucleotide messenger RNA. Lineage: Eukaryota; Metazoa; Mollusca; Cephalopoda; Sepiida; Sepiidae. The record is from the annotation of a GenBank genome assembly.
AUGGAAGGCGAAGUGGCGGCUUUCGACAUUGGCACAAAAUUAUUAAUUAUUAAAUCAAAUUCUUCAGCUGGUAACCACAAUCUUAAUGAUAUGAAAUUCAUCAACCUUGACUAUGUGAAAGAUGUUAAUAUGUUGGCAGAUGCCAAAGAACCAGCUCCUCACCUGAUGCCCCUCAACUUAGGAAAGUUGAGUAACCGUGUGCGGCAAAAUGUGGAGGAGAAGAGACAGAAAGUCAAUCACAUUGGGGUUGGUGUCACACCCGAAGGACAAGCAGUAUUCAAUGCAAUUAUCAAAACCAUAGGAGAAACCAGAUGGAGUGGGAAAAAUAUAAUAGUGAUGGAGACUGUUGAAAUACAUCCACCUUAUGGAGUAGAGAAUUGCCACGGUCCAGAAGGAAAUCAAGUUCUCAUACAUGUCAAAAAAAUAGUUACCAAGCAUUUGAGUAAGAUGUCAGAGUCGCAAGGUACCAAUAGCCUCAGGAAAUCCAUGUCUCCAUCUCCUGUGUCUCUUUCUCUUACAUCCUUUCUCUUGAUUUCUUUUUCACACCUUUCUUUUUACCUUCAAUUCUCCCUUUUAAAUGUCUUCUUUCUCCUCCUCCUCCUCUCUUUUUCUCCUCGACUUUCUGUUUAUUAUUCUUUCUUUCGACUGACUUUAUACUUCGUUUAUUGUCUGUUUUCUUUUAAAUAUCUAUUAAUCUCCCCAGUCUGCAGUCAGCCCAAGACCGUCUCCACAAACAAGGCCACUCCUCCACACCCUCUGACCCAUCUCAUUCUUCCCAUCCCUCAACCCCUCUUUGUAGAGAAAAGUCCUUACCUGCCACUCCUUGUACAUCUUUUUCCCAUCCCUCAACCCCUCUCAGUAGAGACCCCAGCCCUUUCAGACAAACUUAUACUCCUCGUCACACCGCAGUCUUUCUCCCAUUAA